Molecule: messenger RNA, 960 nt
Organism: Pelagomonas calceolata
Lineage: Eukaryota; Pelagophyceae; Pelagomonadales; Pelagomonadaceae
Source: the annotation of a GenBank genome assembly
AUGCUCCUCCGAAAUCUCACCAUAACACGCUGCAACUGGAAGGCACCAAUAGCGCUACCGGAAAAACUAGCCGAACGACGCGCCGCCUUCCUCGCCCGCGCGACGGGCCCGCAGCUCAAGCGGCUCUGCCAGAAGCCCCAGCUUUCAGAUAGAGACGCAGCCUUACUGGACGUCUGGCGGCGCCUCGCGCCGCGCCACGCCGUCGCGCGGCGCGUGAUUACCGAUAUUGGUAUCGAACCAGCGAACGCCUUGGUCGUGGGAGCCGGCGCGGCGACGGUCGCGGCGCUGCCUUCAUUUACGAAGUGUACGAUGGUGGAGGCCACGCCGGAAAGGGAGGCCGCUGCUCAACAGCUGCUCGACGACCCGGGGAUCGAGUAUCUCUCAAAUCUAGCCGCGGUCGCCACGCGCGAGCCCUCGCCCGAACAGGUCUUUGAUUUCGUGAUCGCGACGGACCACUUCGUCAACUGUGAUGACCCGGAGACGCACCUGGCCGUGCUCUGGGGCUGCGUGGCCGAAAAUGGUCUGCUGGCCCUGAUCGAACGGGAGUCUACACCAAUACGUGAGGCGCGCUCCAGACUCAUGAGCGAAGGCACGCCCCUCGAGCCGAGCACGUCGGAGCUAUUGCCCCAAUGCUUCGCGGAGCCGCUGGCGGGCCCGCCGCCGCGGUCGACGCGGAAAGCCGACGCCGGGACGGCCCUCAAGCGGCGGGCCCAGCGCGUCGAGAAGUUCGCGAGCUGCGUCGUAAGGCGCGGCGGCGGCGUCGAAGGCGGGCGCCGCCGCCGCGCGAUCGUCACGGCGACGCCGCUGAAGCGCGCCGGCCACGUCGUCGUCGACGCGCGCGACGACCUGGGCGCGGAACGGCGCCUGACGCUGUCGCGCGCGCGGCUGCGCGAGGCGGGGACGCCGUUCAAGGACGCGCGGCGCCUGACCAUCGGUUCAGUGUUGUCUUGGGACGAGUAA